GUCCUGCCCAUGGAUCUCGGUCCUGCCAUUCAUACAAAGCUAGCUACACUCGGGUUUAUGGGCAUUUGAGCUCGUUUAUCAGUAGUAUUAUUUUUUAAAACAAGAUGGCAUUGCUAACACCACUAUUUGCGUUUCUUUACCACUUGCCACAGGUUUAUAAAUGGCUACUAAAACCGUAUUACAUAGCAUCCUUGUUCAUGUCAAUAGCAUUUUUAGCUAUACGCAAGACCCCUGGCAUCUGCGACCAUUUGUCUACACAACGAGAGGAUGGCAACCCCUGUGACUUCGACUGGAGGGAGGUUGAAAUCCUGAUGUUCCUUAGUGCAAUUGUCAUGAUGAAGAAUCGUCGAGCAAUCACGGUGGAGCAGCACGUUGGGAACAUCAUCCUCUUCAGUAAAGUGGCUAACGUCAUCCUGUUCUUUAGACUGGACAUCCGGAUGGGCCUUCUAUACCUCACUCUCUGCUUAGUGUUCUUGAUGACCUGUAAACCUCCUCUUUACAUGGGUCCAGAGUACAUCAAGUACUUCAGUGACAAAACUAUCGAUGACGAGUUGGAGAAAGAUGGUCGCGUCACUUGGAUUGUGGAGUUUUUUGCUAAUUGGUCUCCGGAGUGCCAGUCCUUUGCUUCAGUGUACGCAGAUCUGUCCCUCAAGUAUAACUGUGCUGGACUCAAGUUUGGAAAAGUAGACAUAGGGCGAUAUGGAGAAGUGUCUAAAAGAUACAAAGUGUCCACAUCCCCUCUGUCCAAGCAGCUACCCUCUCUGGUGAUUUUUCAGGGAGGAAAGGAAAUUAUGCGGCGCCCCCAAGUGGACAAGAAGGGACGAGCAGUGUCAUGGUCCUUCACUGAGGAGAAUAUCAUCAGAGAAUUCAACUUGAAUGAGCUUUACCAAAAAUCCAAAAAGCUCAACAAAAAAGGCGAGAAGGCGAAUCCAUCCACAUUUGCUCCUGUCCCAGAGGAAGAGGAGCCGGAGCAGCCGACCACAGAUGCCCAAAACGAGGAGCCUGAAUCCAAGAAGGACAAAUAAUUCAAAAUGGCCACCAUGUUUUCUCCCAGCUUUUGUGGCAUAUUCUCUACACUCCAGACUGGAUCUAUGGUAAAUUUAAAGAAUACAUAUUGUGCAUAAUUGUGGCUUUAAUUCCCUUUAAACUGAGUUUUGGUCCUCUUGAGAUUAGUGUUUCACAUUUUCUAACUUAAAAUUAAGGUUAAAAUCACACUUCACCAAUUAGGUGUUCUGCAAUAGGAAUGAGCAAUCAGAAAAUAAACAAAUGAAGCCCUCAGGGAACGUGAAUGCUUUGCUAAUACAGCCAUGCGUUGUUGCGAAUACAGUUUGACAGCAGAAUAAGUAUGGUUAGGGUUCAUGGUCUUAAAAACUGCACAGAAGUCAGCUCUUCCCAUGUUGAUACAACAAUCUGGGAAAAAACAAACAGAUUUCUGAGUGUUCCAAAGGGACUCUCGAUUAAUGAAUCAAUGUAACAAAAUUCAACUCCAGGUAUGUUUUUUAUGAGGGGACAACAUGGUUAAAACCUCAAAAAGUCUAUUUUGCAUAAUAUGUGUUCUUUAGUAUGUAACAGAAGAAGGUGCAAGGUGAAGGUGAAGAAGAAUGGGGUGGUGUAAAUUCAUCGCAUCAAGUUUGGGAUGGACUGAAUUGACUGCUUAUGGAGAGGUAGAAAUGUACUAAUUGACAAGGGAGGCAUAUAAAGUGCUGCUACGUUGUUUUUUUCCAUUAUUUUAUCUAACUAAUUUAAUCUAGCCGUCGCAAUAUAGAUUAAUUGCAAGUAAUGUGAAUAAUAUAUUGGUUAAUGGUACAUUCCAGUUUGUAAUUAUUUUGAAUUAAAUAGGUAUCUUUUUUUUAUAAAAUUGGAUUCUAAUGUUGCCUUCAAGUGGUCGACAUGAGCUGUGUUAAUAUUUGUGUAAUAACUCAGCAUGUAUUUGUUGCUGUUGGGACAUCUUUUUAUCUAAGCUCUACAUCACAAAAAAUCUAGUAUGAAUUAAAAUGAUGUAUUAAAUGUGUAGUUUUAAUUAGAAAAUGAAUCUACCAAUGAGCAAAGUGUCAUUUUGUAACCCAAAUGAGAAAUAAACUGGCUCAAAUAAUGUAGCUUCAUGAAGUACAUACAUCUAGUCAAAACUACAAGAAAAUUUGGAUUAGGAUUUUUAAUGUUCCAACAAAUCCUUAUUUCUGUUUUUGUUUCUUGCAGUGUAAUUCAAAUAUACUAAUAAUUGAAUGAUUUCUUUUAGUACUGAACACCUAAUAAAUUAAUUUAGAAGGAGCAGUGGCCGUUUUUACAGCUCUUGAAUGUGUCAUAUUGUAUCGCACAACAUGGAACAUUUAAAACCAAGGUAGUAAUCUUUUUUCAAAGAGCCCCAAGUAUAAAUCAUGUCUUGAGAUAAUAUUUGUCAGUUACUUUCCACAGGCCACUUGAGUGCAGCAUAGUUUUUUUUUAUUGUUUCAUUUCUUCUCAUUUUGUUUCUGUACUGAAUCAUCACUACCAGCAUCUCUGUUAUGGUCAGUAUUUUUAGGGUUUUGUCACUGGACCAGUGUGUUUUUGUUGAAAAUAUUAGAAUUUUAUUGUAAUUUUUCCAACAGAAUUACAGACUUUCAUGUUUGUUUUCCUAUUUUCUGUCACCAAUUUUAACACUGUUUAAUUCAGCUUACAUGGUAUGAUACAGAGACUGAACCAAAUGUGUCCAUGCAUUUCUACAGUACAAAAUAUGUCUUGUUUAAGCACUGCGAGUCAUUGGUUGAUGUACUUUAACAUUGACCUCCAGAGAAUGCGUUAAAUGUGACUCAUGAACAACUGCUGUAUGUACAAACCUGGGUAAAUUAUUACCCAAUAACCCACGUUUUUGUUGAAAUCUUUCUUGCAAUAUGAUUAAAUUACUUAUGCAACC
Periophthalmus magnuspinnatus is the source of this 2890-nucleotide messenger RNA. RefSeq names its product thioredoxin-related transmembrane protein 2b (gene tmx2b). Lineage: Eukaryota; Metazoa; Chordata; Actinopteri; Gobiiformes; Gobiidae. Gene Ontology annotation, molecular function: disulfide oxidoreductase activity. The coding region runs from base 105 to 1025 and encodes 306 amino acids. The transcript is spliced from 8 exons. The record is from RefSeq and is a predicted model, not a curated record. Gene Ontology annotation, biological process: brain development. Gene Ontology annotation, cellular component: membrane-bounded organelle.